Messenger RNA from Diaporthe amygdali, 1371 nucleotides. RefSeq lists its product as uncharacterized. The coding region runs from base 1 to 1371 and encodes 456 amino acids. The transcript has a single exon. Lineage: Eukaryota; Fungi; Ascomycota; Sordariomycetes; Diaporthales; Diaporthaceae. The record is from RefSeq and is a predicted model, not a curated record.
AUGCUCUGGAGCAUGGUUUCAUUCAUUCUUGCCGUGGCUGGUGCCACAGCCUUUGUAACACAGACACUCGCUCAUGUAAUUCCAGAGGGCAGGACAGAUUCUAGGGGUGUCUUGACUCCUGAUCGCGUCCGCCGUGACCUCACCCCCAGACAGUCCGCAAGUGCCACCGCAUCCAGUACAGCUGGCUCGGCCGGGUCAGGUCUGGAGAUCACGAUCACCAACAGCGCCUCGGACAAGAUGUACGCCUACAUCAUGGGUGAGGACUACAACAACGGGAAGAAGGUCUUCUACCAGAACGGUGCCAACACCUGGUACUACCCAACCUACUCAGGAGCGAGUAACGGGACGGCCAGCAAGAACGGCGCGGUCGACUCCGCCUCGAAUAAUCUCGCCAUCGAGAUCGAGGGGAACAGCGACACAACGAUCACCAUGUCCGAAUACCUCAACUCUGGGCGCGUAUACAUCGGCGCCGCGGAGAUGACCUUUAUGCAGGACCCCUCAGGCAACCUGGUCGAGCCGUCACCAGUUGAUACGUCAGACGCCAACUAUGGAUUCGCCUGGGGUAUCGUUGAGCUAGCAUGGUCGAACGUCGAGCUCGCUGCCGAUCUCUCAUACGUCGACUCGGUCGGCCUGGCCCUCGGGAUGAAGGUGACGACAACCGAUGGCGAGGAGUUAUACGACGCCGGCCUGCCUGCUGGGUCACUGAAGAAAGUCUGCGACGAGCUAGCAGCCGUGGGCGACGAGUGGGGCGAUAUGUGUGUGAAAGACAGUGACGGCAACCUGAUCCGCGCCCUGGCACCGUCCAAGUACAUCAGUGGCAGCACAGGCAACCUGAGCACGUUCUACGACUCCUAUAUCGACGAGGUGUGGGAGAAAUACGCGACGGCCGAGCUGACCAUCAACACGCAAGAGAGCACUUGGGGUCCCAACGUGACCUGCAAGGUGUCGUCGGGGGGCGACAGCGCCAUGGUGUGCACGCAGCCCGACGGCGCGACGUACAACUACAACAAGCCCACGACGGCAGACGUGCUGGGGUGCAACAGCGGGCCCUUCACGAGCCAGGGCGACAACGCCUACCAGUCGCGCACGUGGCCGCGGCUGUGCGCCGCCUUCACGCGGUCGACGCUGCUGCUGGACGGCGGCGACGUCACGCCCAGCUCGCAGGUCGGUGCCGCGCAGUACUACACGACCGACGUCACGAACCACUUCUCCCGCAUCGUGCACGAGGUGGUGACGCCCGGCGAGGUGGGCACGGGGGCGUAUGCUUUUGCGUUUGAUGAUGUGAAUGCGCCUGGUACGGGGGAGAACGAGUCUGGCAUGUUUCAGGAUGGGAAUCCCAAGUCGAUUGAGAUUGAGGUCCGCGGCACUUGA